AUGGAGGGUGCUAUCUGGAAAGAGACAGGUGGUAGGAAAGGACAAGGAACUGGGAAAAAGACCCCUGAUAUGAAGUCAACGAAAGGGUCGGUUGUCCUGGGCUACGUAUUUCGUCACUUAAACCUACUGGAGAUAGAUUACUUCGGACUGCGCUACUGUGACCGAAGUCAUCAAACGUACUGGCUGGAUCCUGCAAAGACCCUUGCUGAACAUAAAGAAUUGAUAAACACUGGACCACCAUACACUUUGUAUUUUGGCAUUAAAUUCUAUGCAGAAGAUCCGUGUAAACUUAAAGAAGAAAUAACAAGGUAUCAGUUUUUCUUGCAGGUCAAGCAAGAUGUUUUACAGGGUCGCUUGCCUUGUCCAAUCAACACUGCAGCACAGCUGGGAGCAUAUGUAAUUCAGUCUGAGCUGGGGGACUAUGACCCGUACAAGCACACUGCAGGCUACGUCUCGGAGUACCGCUUUGUUCCAGACCAGAAGGAAGAGCUGGAGGAUGCCAUAGAGCGGAUACACAAAACUCUGAUGGGUCAAUCCCUGGAAAUGUAUGGAGUAGAUCUCCAUCCUGUUUAUGGUGAAAACAAAUCUGAAUAUUUUUUAGGAUUAACACCCAUAGGAGUUGUUGUCUACAAGAAUAAAAAACAAGUAGGAAAAUAUUUCUGGCCUAGAAUUACAAAAGUUCACUUCAAGGAAACACAGUUUGAACUUAGAGUCCUGGGAAAAGAUUGCAAUGAAACUUCCUUCUUUUUUGAAGCACGUAACAAGAUCACAUGCAAACAUCUGUGGAAAUGCUGUGUAGAACAUCAUACAUUUUUCAGAGUGCCAGAAAAUGAAUCAAACUCUCUGUCAAGAAAAUUCAGCAAGUUUGGAUCCAUAGGUUACAAACAUCGGUACAGUGGCCGGACAUCUUUGCAAAUGACCAGAGACCCUUCUGUGCAGCUCCCGCGGCCUGACCAGUGCAUUGAAAGAAGCCGCAGCAAGACUUACCCCAAAAGAGCACAACAGACCGGAUCUAAGAACAUGAGCCAGAUUACAACAAAUGGGGAAAAUGAAGGAACUACCAAAAUUAUUGCACCUUCCCCUGUGAAAAGCUUUAAAAAGAUGAAAAAUGAAAACAGUCCAGAAACCCAAAGAAGUAAAACAAGCGCACCGUGGGAGGAAAAUGGCCCACAGAGUGGGCUGUAUAAUUCUCCCAGUGACCGCAAUAAAUCACCAAAGUUUCCUUACUCUCGGCGACGAAACCCGUCAGGUGGCAGCGAGAAUGAGUCUGGGCAGCCAGUCCGGAGGAGAUCACGGUCUCGCUGUAACACCAGCAGUGGCAGUGAAUCAGAAAAUUCUAACAGAGAGCAUCGGAAAAAGAGAAACAGAUUACGGCAAGAGAAUGACAUGGUUGACUCAGCUCCUCAGUGGGAAGCUGUACUACGGCGACAAAAGGAGAAAAACCAGGCGGAUCCAAACUACCGGCGAUCCAGGCACAGAUCUCGAUCGAGAAGCCCAGAUGUACAAGCUAAAGAAGAACUGUGGAAACAUAUUCAGAAGGAGCUUGUGGAUCCCUCUGGCCUGUCUGAGGAGCAAUUGAAAGAAAUUCCGUACACUAAAAUAGAGACUCAAGGCGACCCGAUCCGCAUUAGGCAUUCACAUUCCCCUCGAAGCUACCGUCAGUAUCGGCGGUCCCAGUGCUCUGACGGUGAAAGAUCUGUCCUGUCUGAAGUGAAUGCAAAAACUGAUCUGGUGCCUCCACUGCCUGUUACACGAUCUUCAGAUGCUAGAGGUCCCAGCAUCCAGUUGACUCAACAGAGACAGAACGGCUCUAAAGACAGCCUAAUAGAAGAAACAUCUCAGCUAUCUGCUAACAUUGAUGGAAAAUCCACCAGUAAGAUCGUAAAAACUGUACAGGUGUCACGCUUCAAGGUGGAGACUUGACUGCCGUAACUGAAGAUGGUGAAUGGAUUUUAUUCUUUGGAAACUGAGAAUUUGUGUGUGUGUGCAAGGGAAGGAACUGAAGUCGACAUGGUAGCAAUUUCUUCAGGACACUCCGAAGCGCAGACUGCUUGCUGGGAAGGCCAAGCAAUGCUUUUAUCACCGACACUGUUCUAGUGGUGUGACUGAUCGAGGAGAAGCUGCCUAAUUAGACAACCAAAAAGAAAAGUCGUAGUAAAACUGAAUGAUCAGCAGUUACAUUUCCAAAAAAUGAACAAAAAAAAUUGCUGCAAGAAAACAGGCUUUAUGGUCUGGUCUGUAACUGAAUAGCCUUCUUCCAAAAAAUGACUGUUAACUGACAUGAUCAGGACCAGAUGCUUCAAGAGAAGCAAAAUAGUCGUAUUUUUGGCCAAUUGUGCAAUACAGUGUGAUAUGGGGAGAAUUAUCUUCACAAUUUUAUAUGGGGAUCAACUUGUGUCCUGAGACAUAAGGACUGAUAGCUCUUACAAGGUUUAUUUUAACCUAGCACAACAGAUGCUCGUGUUGUUAGUACAAAUGUUGACUCAACCUGUUUUAGCUCAAAAAUAAUAGACUCAGUAACACCCUGUAGCAGAGAGUUCCAGAGGUGGUACAGACUUAUUUUCCCUUGGCAGUUUUAAGUGUUCUCAAGUUUGAAUGUCCUUUCAUGUAAAGGGACUAUUUAAUUGAACAUUCCAUAUCAUAGAAAUGCAUCCAUCUAUCACCUUAUAGUAAACCACACUGGAAAAAAACCUGGAGAAUGUGUACUGACUUACUGUAUUAAGACUGCUUAGCAAGACACUUAAGUACUGGUUAAAUGAAACUUGUAGAGUAGGAUUUAAGACAGGUAGCAAAUAGCCUUUUUUUUUUUUAAAAAAAACUAGAUUAGCAAAGUCUGCCUUAAUCUCUUUUCAUAUGAAAUAAUCAAUGCUAGUACCUUGCUAUACUUUUCUCUGAGCCAUUUCUACUAUGAUAAAAUGACAAAGGCAGUAUUUCAGGUAUGAUAAUUGCAAUUUUUUUUCUAUUGUCAUGGUAGUAAUAGUAAGUUUUAAUGAUGCUGCACAUUGAGUGGGUUAUCUUCUAGUAUGUAUCUGAAGUGAUGCCUAGCUCUUCUCCUGUCCUGUCACUUUGUACAAAUAGCUGAAAUAAUUCCUCCGCCUCCCAUUUGUCCACAGUCAGUACAUGGAUGAGCCUUCUGGCGUUGCUAACUUAUUAAGAAGCUUAUUAAAAUCUUUGUGUUGUGAAAGUAACUCUUGCUAAGUGUAAUCCCCAAACUAAAUAUUGAAUUUGUCAAACAGUAUUGGAAAUGCCUGUAGUAGUUCAUGUGUCUUUUUACAUCUGUCGUCCUUAAACUCAACCCCCACCACCUUCAGCGAUUGGCAGUGAUCCUGUGUUUUCUACCCCUAGCAACACCAUACCAGGGGACUGUAGCCCUGUCAGAAGAGCAAUACUGUUUGAGAACUGGAGUGAGCAUAAGGCAUCUAACUUAUGCUUUACAAGAGGUGUGGGAUUACUAAUACACAUUUUAACUAACAAAACUGAGAAGUGAAACCUUGUAUGAUGUGUUUUAUUUUCCACUUCAUUUUUUUUGAUUCUUUGUUGUUUCAUGGUCUGAGGUGGUCAGGUGGAUGCUACUAGCCAGGAUGGUAGCCAUACAGUUUGUGUAUUCCUAUCACAGUAUGGAUUGGUCUGCAGGUUGGGAGAUGCUGCAUCAUGACAGGGAAGGCAGAUUCAUUUCAUAAGUAUUUUUAUUUGAUCACUUAUUUUGGACAGUUCUGCUUCUUCAGUCUCAGUGAACAAAUCUAAGGGAAAGAAAGACCUUAGAACCCCUCUGUGAUAAAAAUUCUGUUUUCAUGGAGGUUCUUCAGCAUUUUCUGAAUUUACUAUGGAUUUCAUCCUAGGACAUUGUUGGGCUUGGCUUAAAGUCUUUGCUCAAACUGUUUUGUAAGUCUGUUAAAUGGUUUCAUUGUCAUUGCUCCAAUUUAAAGUGAUCCUUUAGGAUCUAUUUAUGAUGACCUUGUGUAGUAUUCUCACAAGCACCAGUUAAAAAAACAAACAAACAAAACACAACACAAAAAAAAACCCAUCACUGCUGCAAAGAUUGUGGUGAUACAGAUUAAUCUAGAGCAUCACAAUAUUUUGGGAGACUACUGAAAUACGACAAACCACACAAGAACUGGUUACAGUGUCUGCAAUGAAAGCCACUCCUUAUUUCUUCAAGGUGUUCCAAGCUGGAGCAUUAUGCACUUGCUUGUAGUUUGUUGCUUUCUAAAUCAUUACCAUUAUUCUGCAUUCCUUACUCAGGCACAGGCAAGUAGAACAUACCUACUACUUUAGGAGGAUUUGUGUUGCUAUUAUUUGAGAAUUAUCUGUACCUAGUGUCCGUAUCUUGCCAAUCGUCAGGUAUUGAUCAAGAAGAAAACUACUUGUAAGGUUUAUAUCCAACCUCAUGUUUUCCUGUAUGUUGUCAUGUGCCUAUGGGCUUUUGUGUAUUAUUGCUGGAUACCAUCAGCCAAGUGUGUGGUAUUUUACUUAUCCACUACAUCAGAAAAUAGGCUUCUAUCUAGUCUAAUAUUGAUAGGUUUCAAUUCUCAAGUCACAGGAGAGUUGUUUCGUAAUCAAGCCAACUUUUUUGCAUUUAAAUGAGAAAUUUACAGAAAGAGUUGCGGAUUUGAGUUAGUGGUCUUAUCUCCAAUGAGACUAUGUAGGAAACAGGCUUUAGCAAGCCUUUGUCCAAAAGAAAGACUAAGCUUAACGCCUGUAUUACAUGUUAAGCAUUAGUGGCAGAACAAGGCAAAACUAGGACAAGGAUGUCAUUGUCAGCUAAUAGUACAGAAACUUCUUCCAUAUACGUGAGCUUCCUUUCCCUUCAAGCUUCUUUUCCUCAAUCAUUUGAGGAAAGGCACCUUUUCUUGUGAUCUUGUUAUUUUUAUGUGAGAGAAACCUACAAGUGAUCGCUGAAAGCACUUUUACUGUGCCAUAGCUAUGCUCUGUAGCCCUAAAACAGCCCUAAAACACCUGCAAGUGGCUGGCCUCUCACAACUCUGAGCUACACCUUGCCCUUUCCACUGUUGCUACCCUUCCCCGGCUUUCUUGGGGCUUUUACUGCCUAGAAGCAAGUUAUGUUUUCAGACCUGGGGUUUGGAUGUCAGUCCAAAACGCUUGUACCUCCUGAUGAGUCAGACAAAAGACAGCUGUAUAACCGUGUCAGGCAAAGUUCACCCUGGGGUUGGAUGCCAUACAGACCUGUCCUCACAUGGACAAAGGACUGGUAUUUGAGACGUUCUCAUCCUAAUUCUGCUUCUAGUCUGCUGAAUGUCUCUCAGGCCACCAACUUUAACUUUGCCUCUGCAUUUAGCUCUUCUGAGACUUCAGUAAGUGCUAAGAAUAGGUAAGUUAUGGAACUCUCUCACUUAUUAAUUAGCAACACCUACAACAUAGAUAUACCUCUUUGCAAGACAUUUAUUUUAUACAAUAAAGAGGGCUUGCAAACCACACUGCAAAAGCAUUUUUGUAUACCCCAUGUUAGUCCCCUUGCUUGUUAGCUAGUUUCUUUCAUUAGGAGCUAGCCUUGACCUGCUGUUUUCUACACUGCACUUUUUACCAAUAUCCAUAACCUUGCAACUUGUAUUCUAAUCAAGCUCAUUAUAUUGAAGACGUUUUGGGGGGGGGGGGGGGGAGCCACUACCAUUUAAGUUGCCAAAUC
Molecule: messenger RNA, 5644 nt
Organism: Pygoscelis adeliae (Adelie penguin)
Lineage: Eukaryota; Metazoa; Chordata; Aves; Sphenisciformes; Spheniscidae
Gene: EPB41L4A
Product: erythrocyte membrane protein band 4.1 like 4A
Exons: 23
Coding region: 1-1923 (640 amino acids)
Cellular component (GO): cytoskeleton
Source: RefSeq, a predicted model, not a curated record